This is a messenger RNA of Trichoplax adhaerens, 504 nucleotides long. RefSeq lists its product as uncharacterized. Gene Ontology annotation, cellular component: Golgi membrane; trans-Golgi network. The record is from RefSeq and is a predicted model, not a curated record. The transcript is spliced from 4 exons. Gene Ontology annotation, biological process: Golgi to endosome transport; protein localization to Golgi apparatus; Golgi to plasma membrane protein transport. Bases 1 to 504 code for a protein of 167 amino acids. NCBI's taxonomy places the organism in Eukaryota, Metazoa, Placozoa, Uniplacotomia, Trichoplacea, Trichoplacidae.
AUGGUUGCCAGCAACAGUUUUCGCUCUUACGUUUGGGAUCCAUGGUUGAUCAUUGCCCAGAUACUUUGUUUGAUUUCAACAUUUUAUAUUUUCUUGGGGUUAUGGAUGACGCUAAUGAACUUGAUACUUGGACAUCCGCGUACUCUAGAUGAAUUUUUCGUAUAUCAGGAAAUUGUAUUUUCAUCUGGUAAAGGACGCAUGAUUAUGAUUGCAUUUCUUAUUAAUUCUCUAACUUGUGCUGCUGGCUUAUGGGUUGUUGUUAGGAGAGCAAAACAGUGUUUAGAUUUUUCUGCAACGGUGUACUUUAUUCACUUUAUAUUUUGCUGUGCAUACGCUGGAUUCCCUCAAUCAUUAUCGUGGUGGAUAGUCAAUAUGAUUUGUUUAUCUGUCAUGGCAAUAACUGGAGAGUAUUUGUGUAUGAAAACUGAAUUAGCUGCUAUACCUGUGACUAUAGUAACAUCUAAUAAUACUAAUAUCAAUGAUAAGAGUAAUGUUAAUGAUUAA